Messenger RNA from Helicoverpa armigera (cotton bollworm), 1229 nucleotides. RefSeq lists its product as uncharacterized. The transcript is spliced from 3 exons. Lineage: Eukaryota; Metazoa; Arthropoda; Insecta; Lepidoptera; Noctuidae. The coding region runs from base 32 to 634 and encodes 200 amino acids. The record is from RefSeq and is a predicted model, not a curated record.
CCACCAUUCAUUUGAAAGUUUAGAUGUCCCUAUGAUGUAUCGACAAUUAAUCAUUUUGUCUGUUUUAAUUAAUUUUUUACAUGCUGGUGAACAGAACUUAUCAAAACAUGCGAAUGAAAACGCGCUGACAGCUGAAGAUGAUAAAUACGUAAACACGUCAACCCACAACAUGACAUACAUUGACAAAGCAGAAAACAUGAUCCGUCUACCAGCCUUGAACAAAUACUACGAAGACAGAAAGUUGAGAAGAAAAACUUUGAAGAAAUCACCAAGAAGGACAAUACAGAAGAUUAUAAAGAAGAACAAGAACAAGCUAAAGAAGUUGUACAUUAUAAAGAUGACAAGCUUUCCUACGGUGAUGCCGAAGGUUGAAUACGAUAAUUUGCCACAAGAAGACUUAUCAAUGCGCAAAGAUGAGACGACCACUCCACCACAGAAGAAGAGAUUGAGGAAAUACAACCCGAAACUUCCUCGGAAUCCUAUGCCUUUCCACCAGAUGCAAGGACGGAAGGUGAAAAGAGAUAAAAGACAAACAAGAGAUGUCUUCAUACUGAAGGAUUUGGAUGAAAUGAAGUUUUUGCACCAAAAGAAAGAUUAUAACGUUGUGAAUGCUCACUUUAAAAAGUAUUGGUAGUUAUUUAUAUUGAAAUUUGAUCGUCUUUUGUUUUAUUGUCAGGAUUGUGGAAAUACAUAUGAUUUGCUUAAUGCCAUAAAUCAUUCAUUACCACUCAACCCAUCGGGUGAUGAUGAUAUUAACCUGAAGUGAUAAUUUUCGACUUUCCUUAUAAUAAAUUAAGAGACAAGUGAUAGUUUAGUUUUAGAAGAUGAUAUUUAUUCAUAGUCUGUUUUAGUGUAAUAACAACUGCGCACACACUGUCGGAUUUUUUUCUCGGUUUUAUAUAGUGCAGUAGCGUUUUCAUGCGAAAACCGAUCGAAAAUUCCACUGGUGUGGAAGUGACACUAAUAAUACAAAAGAAAAUUGAAUACUGAAGUAGGUAUAUAAUUUUUUUCACAAACUUAGAUAUCUCUUAUAAUAAGAGUAUAAUUUUAUAGAAAAACAACAAAAUAGUUUUUUAUAUUUAAUUUAAGGAUUUUCGACAAAAACUAACUACUCUAGAUGGUUGUUCAGAAUUUUGUUAUAGCCAUUUUUGUACUUUUAAUAUUAUUUUUAUAAUAGGUACAUAGUUUAUUCCCUGGCUCUGCCCGUUAAUUGUUUAAGAUUGUUCGUA